AUGGACCAGCUGUGCAGCGCGCUGCUGGCACCCGCCAACGCAACGGCUGACAGCAAGGAUCCCACCACGCUGCAGUAUGGCUGCGGCGUAGCCACCGUCGCCCAGGUCAACAAAGUGUCCGGUGACCUGGCAGCCCUCGAGCCCAAGAUCAACGCCGCCGCCGCCCAGGCCACCUCUGCACAGGCCGCUCUUGCGGGGGGAAACAACCAGACCGCGGUGCUGCGAGCCGAGGUUAACGCACUCCGUGCGGCGAUCGCGGCGCUCACCGCCAAGUCGCGGGACCAGAUUGCAGCGCUCAACGCCCAAGUGCAGGAGCUGAAGGCCAACGCGACCAAUGGCACCGACCCAGCCAUCGCUCAGCAGAUCGCCGCCCUUGCAGCAGCCGACACGCGCACCGCCCAGAAGCUGGCCUUGCUGGAUGCGGCAGACCAGACCGCAGCCCAGGGGGUAGCAGCGCUCAACAGCACUCUGGCAGCCACCAAAUCCGCCCAGGAGGCGAACGCGGCGGCAAUCUCCCUGGCCAACGCCACCGUCGAGUCCGUCAAGUCGUCAGUCACCGCAGGCGCGGCGGCCGUCACGUUGGUGAACGCCAGCCUGACCGCCCUGGCAUCCACCGUGGCCAACGUGUCUGCUAUCGACUUCAGCGUCUACGCGAAAACCGCCGACCUGGCCAACCUCAAUGCGGUCACGCUGGGGGGCAUCCCUGCUGCGCAAUACCUGCGCUUAAGGCGCCUCAGCGUUCAGGCCCACCGGGCUCGCGCAGGCGCGUGCUUUCCUGUCGACAUCUGCGGCUGA
Molecule: messenger RNA, 795 nt
Organism: Monoraphidium neglectum
Lineage: Eukaryota; Viridiplantae; Chlorophyta; Chlorophyceae; Sphaeropleales; Selenastraceae
Exons: 3
Coding region: 1-795 (264 amino acids)
Source: RefSeq, a predicted model, not a curated record